Corylus avellana is the source of this 2246-nucleotide messenger RNA. The record is from RefSeq and is a predicted model, not a curated record. Lineage: Eukaryota; Viridiplantae; Streptophyta; Magnoliopsida; Fagales; Betulaceae.
AUGCACAACAACGUCGUUGAGGGUCCAAACAAAUGGGAAGCUCCAAGUCCGGGAUGGGUUAAAGCUAACUGGGAUGCUGCUUUGAACUGUAAAAAGGGGCGAAUGGGAGGUGGGGUGGUGAUACGGGACUGCUGUGGACAAGUGGUAGUGGCGAGAUGUUUCUCUUGUGGGGGGAACCCCUCACCGAUAGCAGCUAAAUCAAUGGCGGCAUUGGUGGCUAUAGACUUAUGCCGGGACAUGGGGAUCACUCAUGUGCAUCUGGAAGGGGAUGCUAAAAAUCUUGUAGAUGCUGUUAAUUGCGAAGAGGCUAAUUGGAGUCGACUGGGUCAUGUUGUGGAAAAUAUCAAGAUUGAACUCCAGAUUCUCCAAGUCACCGAGAAAUCGUUCUAUGAUGUUCUCGGUCAGAAAUCCCCUCGUUCCCUCGACCAAGACCGACCACCGCUCUCUGUCAAUCACAUCGCGGAGAGCCCUGAAGAUGUUUUUCGAGGUAGUAAUUUUGGUGCUGCAAAUCAGCGGCCGCUCGGUGAUGGGAUGGAGCUUUUGAAUCCGAACUUUUUUACUAGCAAUGAAUUUCUGUUGCAAUUUCGGAGAGGAUUAGAGGAAGCUAGCCAGUUCCUUCCCGUGGAGAAGGGAAGGAAGAAUCACGAGAGGGAAGAUACAGAUUUGGAAGGGAGGAGCAAUAAGCAGUCGGCGGUUUCUACGGAGGAGAGUGACUUAUCGGAGAUGUUCGAUAAGGUGUUGCUUUCUACUGAUGCGCUUCCUCUGAUUUGCGUUAACAAUGAAACCCUCCAGAAUGAAGCCUCGCAGCCAAAUGGUGGGAAGAGUCGUGAUAAGAGACAGGGGAAGAAGAAGAAGAAGAAAAAGGAGGAUAGGAGUGUUGAUUUGGCCACCCUUCUGAUCCAAUGUGCACAAGCCUUCGCCGGAGGUGACAUUAGAAAUGCAAAUGUGUUAAUGAAGCAGAUUAGGCAGCACUCUUCCCCUUCCGGUGAUGGGUCUCAGAGAUUGGCCCAUUACUUUGUUAAUGCCCUUGAAGCACGCUUGGCUGGCACUGGCACAAGAACUCAAAUGUUCUUUAGUUCUUUCGUUCCCAAGAGGUUGUCAGCGUCUCAAAUAUUGAAUGCUUACAAAGCUCUUAUUUCAACCUGCCCAUUCGUGAGGAUGACGGUAUUCUUCAUAGACAAAAUGAUUUAUAAAGUAGCAGAGAAAUCCACAAGUCUUCACAUUAUAGACUUCGGUAUCCAAUAUGGUUUCCAUUGGCCAAUUCUGAUCGAGAAACUCUCAAAAAGAGCUGGUGGACCUCCCAAGCUACGUAUCACCGGUAUACAGCUCCCCCAACCUGGAUUCCGUCCAACGGAGAUGAUCGAUGAGACCGGCCACCGCUUGGCAAAGUACUCCGAGCAGUUUAAUGUUCCUUUUGAGUACCAUGCCAUUACUUCAAACACCUGGGAGGCCAUCAAAAUUGAGGACCUCAAGAUUGACCGAAAUGAGACGCUUGCUAUUAACUGUUUGUGCCGGUUUAGGAACCUACUUGAUGGGUUGGUUGAAGAGAAAAGUCCACGGGAUGCUGUUUUGAGGUUAAUCAGGAGGAUGAAUCCCGACAUCUUUGUCCAUUCUGUUGUUAAUGGAUCCUAUAACGUCCCCUCCUUCGAGUUGCGGUUUCGAGAAGCACUCUUCUACUACUCUGCAUUGUUUGACAUAUUUGAUGCUACUCUACCCCGUGAAAACCAAGAGAGAUUGUUUUUAGAGAGAGAGUUCUAUGGGAGGGAGGUUAUGAAUGUUAUAGCAUGUGAGGGGUUAGAGAGGGUUGAGCGGCCGGAGACAUACAAGCAGUGGCAGGUCCGGACAAUGAGAGCCGGUUUCCGGCAACUUCCAUUGGACCAAGAGCUGAUGAACAAAUUGAGGUCUAAGUUGAAGGAAUGGUACCACAAGGAUUUUGAGGUUGAAGAAGAUAACCAUUGGUUUCUUCAGGGGUGGAAGGGUCGCAUUGUCUAUGCUUCCACCUGUUGGGUUCCGGCUUAGUUUGUUAAUCCUUGUUAAGAAUUUUUUUUUUUUUUUUUUUAUUUUAGUAUGUGUUUUGUGUUUUAAAUUUGUUAAUGUUUUGGUUUUGAAAAAAUCAAAAGAAAAAACGAAAAAGGAAAAAAGAAAAAGAGCAGAACAAAGUUUUAUCAAACAAAGUCAUGGCUAUGAUUUACUUUGGUUAUGGUGCAAAGAUUAUUCUCGUUCAAUCUUCAAUCUCUCUGUUUUGA